Molecule: messenger RNA, 2195 nt
Organism: Annulohypoxylon truncatum
Lineage: Eukaryota; Fungi; Ascomycota; Sordariomycetes; Xylariales; Hypoxylaceae
Product: DUF887-domain-containing protein
Exons: 2
Coding region: 713-1780 (355 amino acids)
Biological process (GO): lipid homeostasis
Cellular component (GO): endoplasmic reticulum; membrane
Source: RefSeq, a predicted model, not a curated record
UGAUACGUGAUGGUACACUAUAUUUUAUUAACUCUUUUAACUUUACCUACCUUCUAGCCUUCUACACGAAAAAUAACUACUAGAUAAUUACAUAAGUAUUUUAAAAAGAAAAAGAAGGGGGGCGUGCCGGAAAUUAUAUCCAGGUACCUUGGACCUUUGGACUCAAAAUUCAGAAGCAUUCGCUACCUUGUAGAUCCUCCGCCCUCCCUCCGCCCUCUUUCCUCUUUCCUCCCUUUUCUAACAAAUCAAUUGUCACGCACACCAAACAGUCAAAUCAUCUCUGCUGACCCUUCGCUGCCUAAAUCCUAAGCCAAAAAGCUAUUGGUAUCCGUUCAGGUGCCAUGUAGGUGCAAUACAGGGGGUGUCAUAUGCAAGGUCAUCAGCUCUGAGUUGUAAGUCACCGGCAGCUGACUGCCACGAUCCUCACUUGUAUUUAAUUCAAUUCUUCUUUUUUUAUCGUAUACUCCUACUACUUAUAUCCUGCUACUUUGUCGCCCACCCAUUUCAUCCAUCUACUUACCUAUCUCCGAUUCUAGGUUUAGAUACUUCCUGUUCGAACUGAUUCGGGAUAUCUACUACGUAGAACAUCGUACCUUUUAUUCAAGGUAUCACAGCAUUCCGAAUACAUUUGCCGCGUAACACACGGAACGUUCUAAAGUCGAACAACAAGGAAGAGAAGAGAGAGAGAGAAAAAAAAGGAGACCAAACGACGAUGAGGGAUCCAUUCCCUAUCCCACCCAUACCCGCCCUGAGCAAGGCUGUCCAACCAUGGGCCGACUACUUCGACUUACCGACGCUGCCACUACAUAUACAUGAGGUCGUUUUGAUGGCCGCCUUCUACCAUGUCAUAGGCAGCGUCGUCUCUCCUAUCCUAUCACGUCGACUUUUCCCUACCCACUACUCGGCCCUAUCCCCUAGCAGGAAGCUGAACUGGGACGUCCAUGUCGUGUCCUUCGUACAGAGCACAGCAAUCAAUAUCCUCGCGUUAUGGGUCAUGUUCGUCGACGAUGAACGUAGGAACAUGGACUGGCAAGAGCGUAUCUGGGGCUAUACCGGUGCCGCCGCCAUGAUCCAAGCUCUCGCCGCAGGCUAUUUUCUCUGGGAUCUCAUCAUGACCGCAUCCCACAUCAACAUCUUCGGUCUUGGCAUGCUCGCACACGCUGUCAGUGCUCUGCUAGUUUAUUCUUUUGGCUUCCGACCGUUCGUCAACUACUAUAGUUGCAACUUUAUCCUUUGGGAGCUGUCUUCUCCCUUCCUCAACAUCCACUGGUUCUUCGACAAGAUGGGCAUGACUGGGUCCCGGGCGCAGCUCUAUAACGGUCUUAUUCUCAUUUUUACCUUUUUCUGCUGCCGUCUUGUAUGGGGUACAUACCAGUCUGUCCUCGUUGCUCGCGAUCUGUGGACCGGCUUGCAUUCCGUGCCAACCGUCCUGGCGAACAUAGCGCCCGAAGAUGUUUCCGAAGCGAUCUUACCUUCCCAGUACGCCAACACUAUGCGAUUUGUGACUGAUUCAACUGGUGUCCCGCUAUGGCUUGCCGCUGUUUAUACCGGGAGCAACUUGACUCUGAAUUCGCUGAACUUCUACUGGUUCUUCAAGAUGAUUGAUGCUGUUCGUAAGCGAUUCGACCCCAAGGAGAAGGAAGUCCAGGAAUCGGAGAAGACAAAGGAGAAUCAUGCCGUCGCCACUGGCGUGGAAUCUGAUAAUGUCCAGUUGAAGGCUCGGCCGCGCCGUGGCACCCUGCUAGACGGAGAAGAGGAAGACGAGCCCCCACCGAUCUAAUAUCGCCAAAGAGAAACCCGCUAUUCUAUAUAUGGGUCACGUGUUGAUAUGAUCGUGAAGAGCUUCGGUCUAUUAUCUUCCGGACCCCUUAUCAGAGAAUUUCCUCGUAUUAGACAAAUAACAAUAUAACUAUGAAGAAUUUGAUAUGCGAUAGGUUUGAACUGCUGCAUCGUGAAUGAAGGAUUAUUAGAAGCUUAGCCGCUAGCUAAGUGCUUCAGGUGAAUUAUAAAGGAUUCCCAAGAGACAAAGUCAAUCCAGCGGACAUUACGAGACAGCUUUCGAAACGAUUGUCAGAAACAAAGCAGAUGGGAGAUCAGUUGGAGGCUGUUUGCUAUUCCUAAGCAAACGGCGGGGUGUUCUAUACGGUGUCUUAGCGUUGAUAACCACAAUAUACCUAAUGGAAAUAGAAAUUCAU